Molecule: messenger RNA, 717 nt
Organism: Acyrthosiphon pisum (pea aphid)
Lineage: Eukaryota; Metazoa; Arthropoda; Insecta; Hemiptera; Aphididae
Exons: 3
Coding region: 1-717 (238 amino acids)
Biological process (GO): regulation of transcription by RNA polymerase II
Cellular component (GO): nucleus
Source: RefSeq, a predicted model, not a curated record
AUGACAGCUGCUCACUAUCUCACUGUAUCCAAAUUAGAAUUAGAAAGUGUUACUCUCGAUAUUAUUGAACAUGGUGAGCAUCAUGCAUCCGAUAAUAUCCGCGAUUGGUGGUUUAACGAUGUUCUUAAUGCAUGUGGUAUUAUAAAAGAUCAAAUUUGUUCAGUUGUAACUGACAGUGGCAACUUUGUCGUUCAAAAUGCUUUAGACAACAACCAAAAUAUUGCCAGCAUAAUUAUUAAGAUAAAAAGUUUAGUAAAAUGUUUUAAGCAGCCCAAGCAGUCUGAGUCUGCCAUGGAUGAACUACAUAAAAUAUGCGAGUAUAAAUUAAAACAAUCCGUUCCAACGAGAAGGAAUUCCGUAUAUUUUAUGUUGAAUAGAUUCAUUAUUUGUUCGGAGAAUAUUGCAUCUGCCAUAGUUAAAGUUCCUAAAGGUUCACCCAUGUCAUCUGGUUCUGAGUUAUUCGCAGGAAAAGAAAUUAUAAGUUUACUUAAACCUUUUGAUGCUGCGACUAAGGAAUUAUACGGCCAAGAAUAUGUAACAGAUUUUAAGUCCAGCUUAACUCAAAAUUUAAUAGCCUGGUUUGGUAAAGUUGAAUAUUUAGAAAUUCUUUCUAUAGCCACUAUUCUUGAUCCCCGUUUCAAGACCCUCUAUUUUAAUGGCCCAAUAGAUUGUUACAGAGCUAUUGAUACUAUUCAAAAAAACAAUUUUAGAUCUUAG